Molecule: messenger RNA, 1137 nt
Organism: Rhopalosiphum maidis (corn leaf aphid)
Lineage: Eukaryota; Metazoa; Arthropoda; Insecta; Hemiptera; Aphididae
Gene: mRpL19
Product: 39S ribosomal protein L19, mitochondrial
Exons: 6
Coding region: 171-1076 (301 amino acids)
Biological process (GO): translation
Cellular component (GO): mitochondrial large ribosomal subunit; ribosome
Molecular function (GO): structural constituent of ribosome
Source: RefSeq, a predicted model, not a curated record
GGUUAUUAUUCAGAACGGCCAAGUUCCCGAUACCGGAUAAAAUUUUUAUAUUAUUCUUACACUACGCGAUUGUUGAAAAAUAUUUUGAAGCGUUUAUAUUUUAUAUCGAUUGGCCUACUAAUCACUGUAAAAUGAGCACAUAAACUGUUUUGAAAAAUAUUUGGUUCAAUAUGUUGCUAAGAAAUUUAAACUUUCACAGAUUUCAGUGUGGUUUUGCACCAGCAGUGUUCCAAGUAUCCAGAUCAUCCAGCAAUAGUCCACUGCCUGAUGUCCAACAAUCCUCUGAUGAAUCUGUUUCUGAAAAACAAGUUAAACCUGAAAGGAAAUCAGUUGUCCCAUCCAACUCUAGAUUUAUAUAUCCAGAGUUUUUACCUGAUCCUAAAAUUGAAUGGAGAAACUCUUUACGAGAAAAACUAGAGCGUAUGGACAUGAUACAAAGAAGGAAACAUAUAGAUAUACCUGAAUUUUAUGUUGGGUCUAUCAUGGCUGUUUCAUCAUCUAAUCCACAUGCUCCUAAUAAAGCUACUCGUUUUGUUGGUAUAUGUAUACAACGUUUAGGAUGUGGCCUUAGAGCUAAUUUUACCCUUAGGAAUGUUAUUAAGCAUAUUGGUACAGAAAUGAAAUAUCAACUGUACGAUCCAACAAUACAAAAGAUUGAAGUGUUACGUUUAGAAAAACGUCUUGAUGACGAGUUGUUAUACUUGAGAGAUGCACCUAAUGAAUACAGUACAUUUGAUGAAAAUAUGGAAGUUGAAUAUUUACCCGAAGGAGCACCUGUACCUGUGAACCCUCUAAUGGUUAAGUUAAAACCCAGACCUUGGCGUGCCAGGUGGGAAAGAAAAGAUAUGAAAGGAUUAGCUGAUUUAGGACUAGAAGAGAGGUUUUAUGAAAGAGCUAAAGAAUUAGCAACACCUUGGGAGAAAUAUGACUUAAUGAAACAAUAUAGGAAAACAAUACCAGAGGAAGAGCAAAAAGAAAUAUUUGCUGAAGUAUAUUCAGAAUUACAUGAAGUUGAAGUAAUGCGCAAGAAACUGAAACGUAAAAAAGUUUUUGUCAAGCCCACCAAAAAUGUAUAGAAUAAUUUUAAUAAUGUACAAUACAAUAAUAUCUAAAUAAAGGAUUUUUUCUAAAUAUAUA